ACGAGCAACAGAAAAAGCCUGAUAGGAAGUGGGCAGUCUUCGGUGCUUCCGCGACCUCACUCCCCCCUCUCAUCGCAUACAGGUAAGGCGUGUGCAUGUGUGAAUCAUUUUUGUACUGUACAGUACAGCAUUUGUUUUGAUGGGUGAGUGAAGUGCCCGAAUGAGUAAAAGACAGAAUGAAUGUUGUUGUGCUUGCAAAGAGACCAGAGAGGCUUUGGUUGGCUAGAGUGUUCUACCCCUGAAUGAAGGCCAUUGUCUGUGGGUAAAUGAAGAAGCAGUCUGGAAAAGCCACUUGUCAGAAGUGCAAUCUGUUUCGGAUUUAAUAGCCACCCACAAGAUCCUCCUCUGUCUCUCUCUCUGUAGACCUUUACCACAACACACAACUGUCUGAAACGUUAGCAACCUCUCUUCUACAACAAAAGUGACAAACUAGCUGGUUCUGCAAGAAAUCAUUGCCAAUUAUUUUUAUUAUAAUGGCAAAUGCUUUCAUUGAAACCGAUUGAAAGGAGGGUGGGAUCUGAAAAUAAUGUAAGACUAUGCGAAAUACAGCACAUCUGUCUGAUGUUAAAACCAUUUUAGUAAAACUUUGGUUCUAGCCUGGUGUCCAGACGCGAGUGAGUCUAGGCUACUUUGGUCCGGUCUGUAAACUGAAGGCAGUCUAACUGCACUAUUUCAGAAUCAUACUUAAAAAUGUUCUGAUAGUGUAGUGAAAAUAAUAAAUCAGCACAUUAUAGUUGAAGUACCCCCUCUUGGGUUGCACAUAAGACAAAAGGCAAAAGCAGGCAGAGUAAAGGAUAGGCUUUUCGUGGUACAGCCUAAGACAAGUCUAUGAUGCCAUGGUUAAAAAGGGUGAGCGCUCUGUGCUAUCGGAGCGCUGGCAUUGGAACCAGCAGUGAUUGUAAUGGAUCAUGAAGUGGCGGGCCUCAGGAAGGAAAUGCACAGGAGCACAGGGAGGAGAGGGGAGGGUGGACUUAAUCUAUUCCGGCCUGGGUUUUUUAUUUCCUGACAGGCCAAACACUGAUAACGGCCCUCUGUUUGCGUAGUCAGACUUUCUUGCCUUGCUAGAGAGCUCAGUCCUUAAGAUGAACUGUGAGAAAUAGUGGCGUAAUGACAGUGCUGAACUAUGGGAGGACUUCACUGGCUGGCACAGACGUAUUGCAGGUACAUGUACAGUACCAGUCAAAAGUUUGGACACACCUACUCAUUCAAGGGUUUUUCUUUAUUUUUACUAUAUUCUACAUUGUAGAAUAAUAGUGAAGACAUCAAAACUAUGAAAUAACACAUGGAAUCAUGUAGUAAACAUUUUUUUUUUUUUUACAAAUCAAAAUAUAUUUUAUAUUUGAGAUUCUUCAAAUAGCCACCCUUUGCCUUGAUGACAGCUUUGCACACUCUUGGCAUUCUCUCAACCAGCUUCACCUGGAAUGUUUUUCCAACAAUCUUGAAGGAGUUCCCACAUAUGCUGAGCACUUGUUGGCUGCUUUUCCUUCACUCUGCCGUCCGACUCAUCCCAAACCAUCUCAAUUAGGUUGAGGUCGGGGGAUUGUGGAGGCCAGGUCAUCUGAUCACUCUCCUUCUUGGUCAAAUAACCCUUUCACAGCCUGGAGGUGUGUUGGGUCAUUGUCCUGUUGAAAAACAAAUGAUAGUCCCACUAAGCCCAAACCAGAUGGGAUGGCGUAUUGCUUCAGUAUGCUGUGGUAGCCAUGCUGGUUAAGUGUGCCUUGAAUUCUAAAUAAAUCACAGACAGUGUCACCAGCAAAGCAUCCCCACACCAUAACACCACCUCCAUGCUUUACGGUGGGAACUACACAUGCAGAGAUCAUCCGUUCACCCACACCACGUCUCACAAAGACACGGCGGUUGGAACAAAAAAUGUCCAUUGCUCAUGUUUCUUGGCCCAAGCAGGUCUCUUCUUCUUAUUGGUGUCCUUUAGUAGGGAUUUCUUUGCAGCAAUUCGACCAUGAAGGCCUGAUUCACACAGUCCCCUCUGAAAAGUUGAUGUUGAGAUGUGUCUGUGACUUGAACUCUGUGAAGCAUUUAUUUGGGCUGCAAUUUCUGAGGUUGGUAACUCUAAUGAACCUCUGCAGCAGAGGUAACUCUUGGUCUUCCAUUCCUGUGGCGAUCCUCAUGAGAGGCAGUUUCAUCAUAGUGCUUGAUGGUUUUUGCGAUUGCAAUUGAAGAAACUUUCAAAGUUCUUGACAUUUUCCGUAUUGACUGACCUUCAUGUCUUAAAGUAAUGAUGGACUGUCAUUUCUCUUUGCUUAUUUGAGCUGUUCUUGCCAUAAUAUGGACUUGGUCUUUUACCAAAUAGGGCUAUCUUCUGUAAACCCCCCCCCUACCUUGUCACAACACAACUGAUUGGCUCAAACGCAUUAAGAAGGAAAGAAAUUCCACAAAUUAACUUUUAAGAAGGCACAGCUGUUCAUUGAAAUGCUUUCCAUGUGACCACCUCAUGAACCUGGUUGAGAGAAUGUCAAGAGUGUGCAAAGCUGUCAUCAAGGCAAAGGGUGGCUACUUUUUUGGUUACUACAUGAUUCCAUAUGUGUUAUUUCAUAGUUUUGAUGUCUUCGCUAUUCUACAAUGUAGAAAAUAGUAAAAACAAACAAAAACCCUUGAAUGAGUAGGUGUGUCUAAACUUUUGACUGGUUGUGUACAUUUGGUAAGAGCAUUGUUUCCAGUUCUCAUGUUAGGACUACAGUAGGUGUUUGUGGUGUUAGUUGCAGUGGUUGUCACAGUUGUUUUGGCAUUAGGGUGAAAGCAAAGCUUGAGUGUAUGCCUAUAGUACCCAUUUAACUUUUACAUAUUGUUCACUGCUCUUUUCUUCAGUAAAAUAGCUAAGGUUAUUAUUUUCCUAUUAAGAAUUCUGGAUCAUUAGUGAAUGCUUUUCACAUGAAUUCAAAACAGUAUUUGGUUUAGAUUAAGUCUGCUCAGCAUACUCUAUUACGACUGCUACUGUUUUAACAAAGCAAUCCCAGCAUAUUUUCUCUAAACACAUCAAAUUCAUCUGUAUUAUCCUGUGUCUACAUUGCUAUUAGAAUUUGAUUAAACAUGAUUCAUCUCAAAGAAUGGACUUGACCUCCAUCUGGAUUGGGUUAAGUGUUCCUUUUCCCCAGGUGUAUUCUAUCCCAUUCUGGUGAGUAGUUAUCAACACUCAUCUGCUGUGAUUAAAUUACACAACAAUUAAACAGGUGACAUUCAUCACCAUCUAACUAGCCUCUCUCUGUUCCCCAGUACCACCAUUGUUACCCCAGUACCGCAAAGCCCUUUCGCUAUCAUCAGACUCGUCACAGGGGGUGAUAUCUUUGCCCCUAGUUAAUUAACUGUUUACUCCCCCCUUCGGCUACAGAGUUAAUUAUGUCUAAUUAAAGUUGGACCGAGGGUUGGUUCUUAACCUUAUCGGUGAGUGAACACAAGGCCUAAUUGCUGUCGUUGGGGUAAACCCUGCAGUUUGAUGUAUUGAAUAGCCUGAGGCAGUAGCCACAACUGUACGGCUGUGGGUAAUAAGUGCAUGCUGUCCAUAUGGAUGGUGGGUUGGAGGGAUAGAGGGAUCAUUUGGAGAGCCGCCCUGGUAGAGGAUGCUUCAGGCUCCACUAUGGGACAUUAAGGUCUGCAAUGAAACCCCAAGACCCCGAAUAUAACUAACACCUUAUGGAUGGUAGGAAAUGUGUAUUUUAUAGCCAGAUGUCUUCACCCAGACUGUCUUUGUUUGUAUAGCGUCAUUAUGUUUACAUAGCUAUUUAGAACAUGGUAUUAGCCUAUAGGCUACUCUUACAGUAGCUUAUAUUGUCCCUGUACACAUGUAGCCCACAGGUCUGUAUUCCACAUUCAAUCCAUACAUUUUUUUAUAAUUUGUUUUAAUCAGCAUGCUAGUGCCAGGCAGGUAGUGUACCUUUCAUGUAUUUCUAGAGUACAGUACCUGUCAUGCAUUUGUGGUGCCUUACAACUAGCACAUUUGUAAAGCAAAUCACUGUCUAUCAGAAGUCCAACAUUCUUCCCCUAGCUCCUUGAGCUGAAAGUACUGUACGCUGCUGCCUUAUAGCUUUCAGAUGUUUGAUAUUCAGCUAGUUUGUGUGUUCUGCCUUUACAACGCUUGAGAACCAGCUGCUAUUUAAAUAAAUUGUCUUUGUCUGUUGAGAUAUUCCUCUGUCUACAAAGACCUUUUUGAAAGACUGGUGAUUUCACACCUCUUUUUGUUUUGACUGAUACCUGAGGGGUAAAAUUUGAAUUAUUCAUUGGUUGGGACAAGUGCACGUGAACUUUUUAUAGUAAUUUUUUAUUUAUUUAUUUAUAAUAAUGUAUAAUUUAUUUAUUAAUAAUUGUAAUUUUUUUUCUGUGUGGCAUUUCUCGUUUGUGUCUCCUGAUUAAUCAAAGCCAAUAUGGAAGAAGAUUAUUAAUAUGAUGUAAUUACUGCUUCAAGCAGAUCAGUCCCAUUUGAGAGACUUUCAGUUUUACUAGAUUAUGCUCCAUCAGCUAAAAGAGACAAGGAAACACAAUAAAAUCUAAAAUGCAGUAUAAAGUACAAUAGCUUAGAGUAAAUUGAAGAAGAAAUGUAAUUUAUCUAUGCUGCUUUAAUACACUUUCUUUGGUUUUUCGUAUCAAUGAAUUGUGACACAGUGGUUAGAUAAACUCCUAAUUUGGUGUAGGUUUGAUUCUACGCUGUAGGCUUAUUAUUAUUAACUUCAUGAAUUUCAAAUGCUUUUAUCUCAGGUUUAUGAAAUGUUUUAUUUUUUUACUUCUAAUCUUCCCUUGUUUCUCUGCUCUUUCUCUGAACAACAGGAACGAGUCCUCAAGACAGCCCCAGAAACUUCUCUCCUAGUGCCUCAGCCCACUUCUCCUUUGCACGAAGGUAAUAAGGAAAUACAUAUUCUUUCACAUGGGAGUAUUGCCAGUAAAAGUAAAUGCAAUUUAGCUUUUUAUCAGUACCUCCGCUCAACUAGCAUGCCAGCAGCAAUAAAAUACUUAUGGGCAGGCUUUAUUGUUUUGUUUAAGAAUUUCCAGAAAGUAAUUCAUACUUGAACUCACAGUUGUAAUUUUGCUUUAUCUUGGUAAUUAUCUGACAGAUUGCAUAAGAAAUGUGGGAUACAAAGGAAAUACGAAUCUUGAUAGAAACGUUUUCGUUUUUUGUUUUUUUAACAAAAUCAAAUUGUCUGAAGCAGACAUUUUGAGAAGCGAAGGCAGGAUCUCACUGUGUUCUGACAGGCUCUCUAUACAGAGAUAGAAAUCACAUGCAGGUUCAAGGGUUCAGUCUUUCCCAAAUAGCCUGAAAAAUGUUCUGUUCUACCCUCACUCAACACAAUUUAAUUUAAUAAUGUUUCUUUAUUGUUAUGAUUCACAGUCUUUGCCACAGACCAGGCAUGUAACGUCAUAUUAGUCCUCCGUUUGCCCUUCCCAACAAUAGAGAGAAAGAAAAUAGAGAAAUAAUAGAAAAGUAAUAACACCUAAUAAUAAAAGUAAUAAUAAAUACACAAUGAGUAACGAUAACUUGGCUAUAUACAUGGGGUACCAGUACCGAGUCGAUGUGUGCGGAUACGAGGUAAUUUAGGUAUAGAUGUACAUAUAACUAGGAAUAGUGACUAGGCAACAGGAUAGAUAAUAAACAGUAGCAGCAGCAUAUGUGAUGAGUCAAACAAAGUUAGUGCAAAAAGGGUCAAUGCAGAUAGUCUGGGUAGCUAUUUGGUUAACUAUUUAACAAACUAUUUAGCAGCUCAUGGCUUGGGGUUGAAGCUGUUCAGGGUCCUGUUGGUUCCAGACAUGUGAAUGGUGGCGUGCUCGGCCCUCCGUUUCCUGUAGUCCACAAUCAGCUGGGACUAAGCAUGCACCCCUGAGGGGCCCCCGUGUUGAGGGUCAGCAUGGUGAAUGUGUUGUUGCCUACCCUCACCACCUGGGGUCAGCCCGUCAGGAAGUCCAGGAUCCAGUUUCAGAGGGAGGUGUUCAGUCCCAGGGUCCUUAGCUCAGUGAUGAGCUUGGAGGGCACUAGGGUGUUGAACACUGAGCUGUAGUCAAUAAACAGCAUUCUCACGUGUUUGUCUUGUCCAGGUGGGAGAGGGCAGUGUGGAGUGCAAUAGAGAUUGCAUCUUCUGUGGAUCUGUUGGGGCGGUAUACGAAUUGGAGUGGGUCCAGGGUGUCUGGGAUGAUGGUGUUGAUGUGAGCCAUGACCAGCCUUUUAAAAGCAUUUCAUGGCUACAGAUUUGAGUGCUUCGGGGGGCGAUAGUCAUUUAGACAGAUUACCUUGCUCUUGGGCACAGGGACUAUGAUGGUCUGCUUAAAACAUGUAGGUAUUACAGACUGGGUCAGGGAGAGGUUGAAAAUGUCAGUGAAGACACUUACCAGCUGGUCAGCGCAUGCGGCCUUGUGAAUGUUAACCUGUUUAAAGGUCUUACUCACAUCGGCUACGGAGAGCGUGAUCACACAGUUGUCCAGAACAGCUGGUGCUCUAAUGCUUAGUUCAGUGUUGCUUGCCUCGAAGCGAGCAUAGAAGGCAUUGAGCUCGUCUGGUAGGCUCAUGUCACUGGGCAGCUCGCGGCUGGGUUUCCUUUUGUAAUCCGUGAUAGUUUGCAAGCCCUGCCACAUCCGAGCAGCGUCAGAGCCAGCGUAGUAAGAUUAGAUCGUAGUCCUGUAUUGACGCUUUGCCCGUUUGAUGGCUGGGCUGAGGACGUAGCGGGAUUUCUUAUAAGCGUCCGAAUUAGUGUCCCGCUCUUUGAAAGCGGCAGCUCUAGCCUGUAGCUCAGUGCGGAUGUUGCCUGUAAACCAUGGCUUUUGGUUGGGAUAUGUACAUACGGUCACUGUGGGGGCAACGUCGUUGAUACACUUUUAAUGAAGCCGGCGACUGAUGGAUGAGCAUUUUCUUAUUUGCUUAUGGCCCUGUACAGCUCGUUAAGUUCAGUCUUAGUGUCAGCAUUGGUUUGUGGUGUAAAUGGAUACCUACAAAAAAUAUAGACAACCUCUCUUGGUAAAUAGUAUGGUCUACAGCUUAUCAUGAGGUAUUCUAACUCAGGCGAGCAGAACCUUGAGACUUCCUUAAUAUUAGCGAUCGCGCACCAGCUGUUGUUAACAAAGAGACACACACCUACCCCUUUGAGCUUACCCAAAGCUGCCGUUCUGUCCUGCUGAUGCAUAGAAAAAACAGCUAGAUGUAAAUUAUCCAUGUCCUUGUUCAGGCACGACUCGGAGAAACGUAGGAUAUUACAGUUCUUCAGAUCCCGUUGAUAGGAUAGUCUCGAACGGAGCCCGUCCAGUUUGUUCUCCAGUGAUUGUACACUCGCCAAUAGAACAGAGGGUGGAGGCGGUUUAUCUACUCGCCGACGUAGUUUCGUCAGGGUGCCCUCACAUCGGCCUCGCUUGCGCUUUCUCUUCCGAGUCUCGGGAUUAGGCCUGGUUCGGGGUGAGUAGUAGGUCCUGCGCCGCCGACUCGUUGAAGUAUAAAUCUUCAUCUAUAUCGAGGUUAGUGAUCGCUGUUCUGAUGUCCAGAAGCUCUUUUCGGUCAUAGGAAAUGAUGGGGGAAACAUUAUGUACCAAAAAAGUUAAGAUCAGGGCAAAAAACACACACAAAAUAGAAAAUUGGUCAGGAGCCCGUAAAACGAACCAUUCCAGCACCAUUUUUACUGCAUACCUCUUCUUACGUCUACUUCAUGUUAUCAUGUCUAUGAAAACACAACGUCAUUGUAACACGUGUCUGUUCGUGCAAUGUGUAUGAAUACACAAAGUCAUUGUUACAGUGCAUUUGGAAAGUAUUCAGACCCCUUCCAUUUUUACACAUUUUGUUACGUUACAGGCUUAUUCUAAAAUUGAAUAAAUUGUUUUUUCUCAUCAAUCUACACACAAUACUCCAUAAUGACAAAGCGAGAACAGGUUUUUAGAAAUGUUUGCAAAUGCAUUAUGAGACUCGAAAUUGAGCUCAGGUGCAUUUUGUUUCCAUUGAUCAUCCUUGAGAUGUUUCUACAACUUGAUUGGAGUCCACCUGUGGUAAAUUCAAUUGAUUGGACAUGAUUUGGAAAGGCACACACCGGUCUAUAUAAGGUCCCACAGUUGACAUUGCAUGUCAGAGCAAAAACCAAGCCACGAGGUCGAAGGAAUUGUCCAUAGAGCUCCGAGACAGGAUUGUGUCGAGGCACAGAUCUGGGGAAGGGUACCAAAACAUUUCUGCAGCAUUGAAGGUCCCCAAGAACACAGUGGCCUCCAUCAUUCUUAAAUGGAAGAAGUUUGGAACCACCAAGACUCUUCCUAGAGCUGGCCGCCUGGCCAAACUGAGCAAUCAGGGGAGAAGGGCCUUGGUCAGGGAGGUGACUAAGAACACGAGUUCCUCUGUGGAGAUGGGGGAUACUUCCAGAAGGACAACCAUCUCUGCAGAACUCCACCAAUCAGGCCUUUAUGGUAGAGUGGCCAGACGGAAGCCACUUCUCAGUAAAAGGCACAUGACAGCCCGCUUGGAGUUUGCCAAAAUACACCUAAAGGACUCUGACCAUGAGAAACAAGAUUCUCUGGUCUGAUGAAAUCAAGAUUGAACUCUUUGGCCUGAAUGCCAAGUGUCACGUCUGGAGGAAACCUGGCACCAUCCCUACGGUGAAGCAUGGUGGUGGCAGCAUCAUGCUGUGGGGAUGUUUUUCAGUGGCAGGGACUGGGAUACUAGUCAGGAUCGAGGGAAAGAUGGACGGAGCAAAGUACAGAGAGAUCCUUGAUGAAAACCUGCUCCAGAGCGCUCAGGACCUCAGACUGGGGUAAAGGUUCACUUUCCAACAGGACAAUGACCCUAAGCACACAGCCAUGACAACGCAGGAGUGGCUUCGGGACAAGUCUCUGAAUGUCAUUGAGUGGCCCAGCCAGAGCCCGGACUAACAUCUCUGGAGAAACCUGAAGAUAGCUGUGCAGCAACGCUUCCCAUCCAACCUGACAGAGCUUGAGAGGGUCUGCAGAGAAGAAUGGGAGGAAACUCCCCAAAUAUAGGUGUCCCAAGCAUCAUACCCAAGAAGACUCGAGGUUGUAAUCGCUGCCAAAGGUGCUUCAACAAAGUACUGAUUAAAGGGUAUGAAUACUUAUGUAAAUGUGAUAUUUCCAUUUUCUAUUUUUUAUAAAUUUGCAAAAAUGUCUAAAAACCAGUUUUUGCUUUGUCAUUAUGGGGUAUUGUGUAUAGAUUGAUGAGGGGGAAAAAAACACAAUUUAAUCCUUUUUAGAAUAAGGCUGUAGGAAAAUAGGAAAAUGUGGAAAAAGUCAAGGGGUCUGAAUACUUUCCGAAUGCGCUGUACCUAGCCAGUAUACCUGAAUCAUGAAAAAUCCCUUUUGACUUGUUUCUGUCUGUCCGUCCCUACAUCUAAUCUCAUGUAUUAUUCCUUUGAGAAUUUGUAUUUGAUGUUCAGUGUUAUUGGUUAGUGCAACAGAAUACAGUUCAUUACUAGUUGUUGGUGGCAGGUAGCAGAGGUCAAGGACACUGCUGCAGUAGGCUAUUGAAAAGCUGAAUAUUUUCUACCUAGUCUGUCAGAAAGUGAAGGUCGCAUAUAACAUACCACUGAUCAAUACUGCACAUAGAGAAAAAAGGUAAUCCAGAACCGUUGAUUUUUAGGCCUUUGCAGAUUUUACUUUGUACAUUUUAAUAAUAAGCUCAAUCAAAUAAGGGCAGUUAUCUGUUAUGUACAAUCCUGGAUCUUUGAGUACUCUUGUUUUGAAUAUCAUUCAUAGGUAUUGUAAUAUAUUGUUAAUAACUACAGUUCUCAUUACUGAUUAGUAAUGGAUGGGUUUAGGGAUGGGUUCUGAGUUAAUGGUGACGUCUGUCUCUUCUAUCUCUGUGUGUUUGAGCAGGACUGAUGGACGACGCUGGUCUUUGGCAUCUCUGCCCUCCUCUGGCUAUGGCACCAAUACACCAAGCUCCACUGUCUCUGUACGUACCAUACCUUACCACUCACUUUGCUACAAACACUUAAGAAUGAACUCAGUUAUUACAUGAAAACAAAAUAUAUUGUGUUUGCUAGAUUUUUAAAAAAGCAAUGCCAAAAAGGUUGUUAAACCUAAACCCCUUCACAUACACUAUACCGAUGGAAAACCGUUUCAAUCCCACCCCCAAAAAAUACAGAUACCAAAUCACUGGAAAGGUAAGAAUUAAUUUGAAUAAAGAUGUUUCAAUGUGAAAUGAUAAUUUGAUAGACUGCCUCUAGUCUGUUCUCCUGUGACCGGUGCUGUACUGUAGGCUAUUGGAAGUCAGAUAGAUGAGGGGUGCCAUAGUGAACAGGCUGACUCAUACCACCAGCAAUGUGUUUAGGGCCAGCAGAUUUGUUUUGGAGGAAACAUGGCCCUGACACAAAGCCAACAGCCAGGCCACCCACAUACACGCACUCUUGCACACACAACCAGAAACAGAAACACACACGCACAUACACACACACCUCUGAUCUGUUUACUGACAAAGUCAAAUCACACAGGCAGGAAAUUGUCAACUCUGACACCCAUGCGUCACACUCACACGCAGGACUGACCACACACACACACACACACACACACACACACACACACAGGCCCCAUGACAAAGUACACAAGCCAAGUAAGCACGCCUCCACACACAAAGUAAUGGGCUGUUUGUUUACGGCCAUGUUUUAUGAGGACGAUCAAUUAGAGUUGAUAAAUACUUGUGGCUUGUGAGGAAUACUUUUGGAGGAUUUACGAUAGAGAAGGAUUGACUGGCAACCAUGUUUGUCCAGGCUGUGUUUACACAUCUGUUUGCUAAGGGUCUUUGCAGCUUACUUGAAGUUGAUUCCGUUUUUGGAUUUUAUUUCAGAACAAUGUGGUGAGAAGAAAAGGAAAAGUUCACAAUAAUUUGUUAGCUUUCAUGUACCGUCACAACCAUUUUGGCACCCAUAAGUUUCAGUCCUUUGUUUUCAAGACACUGUAAAAGGGAAUAGCUACUGUAAUGAACAUUUCCCCAAUCAAAUUAAAAACAACAGUCAGAAAAAACACACACUCUCCUGGUAACUGUCAUUCUCUCGUGCAACAACAUCAAUCAAAGCCUCUCGUUCUUCUUUUUAUUUUUUUAUUUUCUCGUUCAAUGUAUAUUCAUUUCAUUUCCAGUCGUCCUGUUCAUCACAGGAGAAGCUUCACCAACUGCCCUUCCAGCCCACGCCGGACGAGCUGCACUUCCUCUCCAAGCACUUCUGCACCGAGAGCAUCGCCGGGGAUGACCGACGGAGGGGGACCGCGCCCAUGCGACCCCGCUCGCGCAGUCUCAGGUAAGUACGAAGGCCCGGCAAGGUCACACAUCUUUAUAGAUGCUGGGGAUAACGGUCGCUGAAAAGUAUGCUCCUUUUAUAUACUUUUAUGUGAAUAGUUUUCAAAUGAGAUUUGAUUCAUAAUAUAUAAAUGUAUUUGUGCUGUAAGAUAUGUGUUGUAAUAUAAUUACUGAUCAUACCUUUGUAUUUCUAUGUGUUUGCAGCCCUGGAAGAUCCCCUUCCUGUUGUGAUCAUGAGAUUAUUAUGAUGAACCAUGUCUACAAGGAACGCUUUCCUAAGGUGAGGAGCCAACUGAAUUAGAUCAAAAUGUCUUAUUGCUUUAAAGCUAGAAUCCUUAGUUGAAACAAUAAAAAAUUGAACUCCCCGCCCCAGUUUCGCUAAAAAGCUAAGGGAUGGGGCUGAAGAAAUCUAACCACUCUCAAAUUCAUAGACAGAGCUAUGGCUGCAAGGACUGAGUAUCCAUAAUAUCAAAUGUAUAGUUUUAACCAUGUUUUUUAGGCUAUACAGUGUUUGUUUACGUUUACCUUGUUUACAAACAUUGGAGAGAAACAAGCUUAUAUUUGAGGUUCUAAUGGGGUACGACAGUUGAACUAAGCUCAUGAGGUAUAAAUUAAAUUAUUCAAGAAUUAAUGGGUAUAUGUCAUUAAUUUAUAAGUCCAAAAAUGGAUGUAGCAUCUAAGGAUUCUAGCUUUAACAAUGGUAAUUUGCUAAUGUCUUAAUUUGAUCACGCUGUUGUCGCUGAGAAUUUUCCUGCGCCCCAGGAUUUAGAUAGAUAAAUACACUAAAAACCCGCUCCAACACAUGGUUAUAUUAACAGUAUUGCACUUUUCAUGUAAUUUUAGCCAGCUAAUAGCCUAACCACCGAUCAAGCAACAUUACAUCGGCGGAACAGUGUAAAUGAACUAAAUGUUCAAAUCCCAAUUGGUCCAGGAUUAUUUUUGCUGCGAUAAAACUGGUCAAAUUAAGAGAGUACAUCUGUACAUAAGAUUUAUUGUUCACACAGUGACACACCUGUCAGUAGGAGUUGGUCUUUUUCACCCACUUCUUGCAUUCUUACCUUCUCCUGACCACUUUUGACACUAGUUUUCUUUCUACCUUUGAACCUUUUUACCCUCUCUCUACACAUUCUCUACUUCUAACCCUUUCCACCCCUCUGUGUCUCUCCAGGCCACAGCCCAGAUGGAGGAGAGGAUCCAGGAGAUCAUCCGGACCUGCUCCCCGGAGAGCGUGUUGCCGCUGGCGGACGGUGUGCUGGGGUUCGCCCACCACCAGAUCAUCGAGCUGGUCCGCGACUGCCUGGAGAAGAGCCGCCUGGGCCAUAUCACCUCACGCUACUUCUGUGAGCUCACCGACAAGCUGGAGAGGCUCUUCCAGGAGGUGGGUGACACUUUGGGUGCAUCUCAAUAGUGUAAUAAUAAUACAUGUAAUGCAAAGUGGUUUCCUUUCCUUGUGUCCUCUACUCUAGAAUACAAAAUCCGGAAUAAUGAAGGAAAGGAGAUGAGGAAAGGAAGCAAUAAAGGGUCGUGUAGAGUAUAGUGCCACCUGCUAGCAUUGGGGGAUAUCACUGGUUAACUUUAGCAUCUUCCGGACCCACUUUAAAAGGCAUCAACCUUUUACAUAAGUCCUCUGUAGCUCAAUUGGUAGAGCAUGGCGCUUGUAACGCCAGGGUAGUGGGUUCGAUCCCCGGGACCACCCAUACCUAAAAAUGUAUGCACACAUGACUGUAAGUCGCUUUGGAUAAAAGCGUCUGCUAAAUGGCAUAUUAUUAUUAAUAAGUACAGUGUAAUUACAAUGUUGGUACACAUUACUGCAUAGGACUUUGAUAAAAUCAAACAAUUUCUUUCACCAAAAUAAUUUGUUUUACAGUGCUCCCUUACCUCUCUGGUAUUGAAAGUCAUUUUCGAAGCACUAUUACUAAUCUAACUAAUACUAACCUGUUUAUAGAUGUUCUGUAUUUCUCAACGUCCUCUCUCCUCAUACCUUAAUGGUGCUUACAGUCCCGAGCACUGAGCAGCUCACAGGUCCGUGUGAAAUGUUGAGCGAGUGUGUUCUGUUCUCUUUAUCUAUAGUCCACAUCCCGGUCGGAGAGCCAGGAGGUGAACUUCAUCAAAGAGCUGGUAAAGAAGAUCCUCAUUGUCAUCGCCAGGCCGGCGCGCCUCCUGGAAUGCCUGGUAUGUCUCGCCUAAUUGUCGCUAGCUAGAUACCAAGCACAUGGCCAUGACUUCACUCACUGGCGCAUAUUACAUAAAUGAUAUGCCUACUAGGGACAGGGUUUCUUCCUGACCAUGUGGUGUGACUAGGCAAAACUCUGAGCCCUAAUACUAAGUAUGAGUUCUUUCUGGUGGUGACAAGCUAUAUAGAUGCAAUCCCAUCCUCAUCUUGCUCCUGCUAGUCCUCAUUGUCACAAUAACAUCACCAUCAACCCAGAGAAAAGCCAACAGCACCAGUUCCAGAAGUGAUGUAGUUAAACCUGUGUCCUUGUGUUGUCCUCUACUCAGGAGUUUGAUCCAGAGGAGUUCUACCAUCUGUUGGAGGCUGCCGAGGGUCACGCCAAAGAAGGCCAGGGCAUCAAGACUGACAUCCCCCGCUACAUCAUCAGCCAGCUGGGCCUCACACGGGACCCACUGGAAGGUACGUCAUGUUUGACUUUUGACCUUUUACGGGGUAGGUUGACAGUGCCUAAGCCAGGGCUCUCCAACCCUAUUCCUGGAGAGCUACCGUCCUGUAGGUUUUCACUCCAACUCUAAUCUAGCGCACCUGAUUAAUAAUUAGAUGGUUGAUAAGCUGAAUCAGGUUAAUUACUACUUGGGUUGGAGUGAAAACCUACAGGAGGGUAGCUCUCCAGGAACAGGGUUGGAGAGCCCUGGCCUAAACCAACAUGAGUGGAGGUGCAGCCAAACAUCACACGUUCAGAAUGAAAAGAGUGCUUACUGAUGAAAGCUGCAAGGGCUGUGAACUCAUUCCAGUGGUGGGCUGCAUUGAUGAAGGAAGUAAUCAAGAUGUACAUUCAAGUUCUUCACCCUUCUCCCGAAGUGUGCACUUCCCCUCAUGGAUUGAGGAAUAUGGUGGAAACUCCCUCCAGCCAUGCUUGCACCAAUCCAAUGCUUUUAAAUGUAUGAGGGGGAUUGAACGAGUGCCAACUUCUGGAGAAAGGUAGAGAAUCGUAACGCAGCCAUUUAAUUGUUCAUACAAUCACUUGUCAUGCUUUGUGUUCUCGAAGUUACCGCUACAUUGAUGACCUGAUGAAAAUAUGAUAAGUAUAAUUAUAUGAUAAGAAUAUGAUCGUGACACAGAAUCUACUUAACUCCAACCAGCUUCAUCAGAACACUACAGCCUACAGUUUGAUCCCGUUUUAGUGGAGGAGAGGAAUCCUCUUAAAAACUCCCACUGUAAUGUACUGAGAGAAAAUACUACGAUAAAUUAAAGAUCUUAAUUAUGUUGUGGAUAUUGUGGUCUCAAUGUUUUGGAAGCACUGCUGGAGCAUAAAAUUGUAUCCAUUUUUAGUUUUCAAAGAAUAUUACUUGUAUUACUACUACAGAAGAACUAGUACUAGAAGUACUAGCUACCAUUUCAGUAUCCCCAAUGACUAAAAUAUUGCAUCAGCAUUACAGUAAGUAUUUUUAGCAAGGCUAAUAUUGAACAACAAUGGAGAAGGUCUAAGACAAAGGUAAUGUAGAGUAACAUGUGUCCUGUACCGAACAGACUGCCAUCCUAAUGACUCUCUCAAUUUAAACCCCAACGUUCAUUCUGACUAAUUAGAAACGAAUGGUCUCCCUAUAGAGCUGAAACAGUUCUACGCACAGACUGGCUCACUAACCUCUGUCCUCAUUUGCCAAUGUCUCUCCACUCAUUUCCCCUGGGCCUAUCUUGUGUAUUUUUCUUGCCCAGUAUCCUGGAGUGCUGGAAGCAGCCUUCUAGGCAGGGACAGAUGUUAAGUGGCAUUGGAAAUGGGUUUAGGGUCUCUGUUGGGACGACUGAACGACCCCCUCCUGAUUCGCUACCUCCUGUUGUUCAUACAUCGCUGAUGGGAAGGGGUGCACCCACACGUGCAUGUACAUACGUGGGUACACAUGCAAGACGCACACACAAAACACGAACGCACACACACACACUUGAGUGUUCUGGAGUUGUGGUUUUCUUAAUGGAUGUCCGACAUGUGUUUGUGUUGCUGCCACUUCUGGUUUCCACCUCAUUUCCUCUCAUUUAGGAUUUCUCAGACUCAGCUUAUUAGGUGGACAAAGUCAACAGACUACUCUUAACUGCCAAAAAAGAAAGUGUGUUAAUAAAAAGUAAAGUCAACUCCCUAUAGGCUUUGACUAAAUGUUGGGGUAUAUAUAAGACAUCUGGAUGUAAAGGUCACUGUUUGGUGUCUGAAGGUGAAAAUGCUGAAAUUGCAAAGUCGAAUGAAAUGCUGAAAUGUUCUUUCUCUCUCCUACAGAAAUUGCUCAGAUGACCAGUUAUGACAGUGGGAUAGCUGAAACGCCAGAGACAGAUGACUCUGUGAGUAUUCAGUAUAUUUUAUUCAAGUUUUUAAUCACAGGUUUGAUGUAUUUCAGUAGAAUAAAGUUUCUCUACUCUCGUCCUCCCAGUCCCAGAGUCUGAGCGCGGCCCUACGAGCCCGACGAAAGCCCUGCGAGAUGGACUUUGAGAUGACCAAACUCAUCAGCAACGGAGCCUACGGGUGAGAGAAUCUUCUCUGGUAUAAUUCAGGAUUGUUAUGAUGGAACCCAAAUCUGUUUCAGCUGUCAUUUAGGAUUUGAAUGGGAUAUGUGAUUUGGAUUUAGUCAAAGGACCUUUUUUUACUCAUAUUUUCAAUCUUCAAUUCAUGGCCCUGUCAUGUUCUGUUCCUAAACCACAAAUAAGUAUAUACAUAUAAUGUGUUCCCUCUCCUACAGAACUAUGAAUGUGUGAUUUCAAUCCAUCUUUUCAACGUAUAUGAAUAACCGUGUCAUUCUCUGUCUGACAGAGCAAUGAAUGGUUGAUUUAACUCAGCCUUUGCUACGUGUCUGACAUAUUGUUUCCUCUCUCUCCAUCUCUCUCUGACAGGGCUGUGUAUCUGGUGCGCCACAAGGAGACCAAGCAGCGUUUCGCCAUGAAGAAGAUCAACAAACAGAACCUGAUGCUGAGGAACCAGAUCCAGCAGGCCUUCGUGGAGAGAGACAUCCUGACCUUCGCUGAGAACCCCUUUGUGGUCUCCAUGUACUGCUCCUUCCAGACGCGACGACACCUCUGCAUGGUCAUGGAGUAUGUGGAAGGUAUGUAGCCAUUUCUUCUUCUUUUCUUUUUUUUUUUACGGACCCAAAACUGUGGUAGACAGAAAGCUGACACCAGGGGGGAUAAACUGCUCUAGAAAUACUGGUUAAUGUUAACAUCCAUCCCUAUUAUUUAUCAAAUGCACUUUUGGGGUUGGGAUUAAUCAUUAAUAAUUAAACAUAUGUUGAAUCUAUUUCAUUGUAGUAUAUUUCAAUGUCGGAAAUAACUCAAUAAACCAAUUAUCUGUCUAUGUGUGCCAUUAGGAGGUGACUGUGCCAACCUGCUGAAGAACAUGGGCCCCCUGCCUGUGGACAUGGCCAGGAUGUACUUUGCUGAGACUGUCCUGGCUCUGGAGUACCUUCACAACUAUGGCAUCGUCCACAGGGACCUCAAACCAGACAAGUCAGUCUCUAAUAUCUCUAUAUUAAAGUCAGCUAAUGUCACUGAGAAGGUAGAUAGAUAUAGCCUGGUCUCAGAUCUGUUAGUGCUGACUGAUGAUAUUUACAUUUUUCUUUUCUUUUUAUAAUUUUUUAUAAAUAAUUUAUUUACAACAUACCACACUAACCAAGCAACAACAAACAAAACACCACAUGUAAACACAUUACAACAUUGUUCACUCUCCUCCUAAUUUGACUCAGUCACAUUUCUAUACUAUACUUCACAAUUUCAUCCUAACAAGACAUUCAAAUAUAAAUGUUGCGUAUAUGGGAGGGCUGCAAUGAAAUUUCAAGAACAGUAAAUAAAUAGGUAAUUAAUAUUAUGAAAUGGUAAAGUUAGUCAUAAGAACAUUGCCAGUAAUUUCUCAUUAUGUACAUUAUUUGUAUAAAUGUACAUAUUAUUCAUUUUGUAUAAAUAAUUUUGUAUCAAUACCAAUGAUUAGUAUUAAUGACAUAUUAUAAAUAAAAUUUCCCCCCAUUUUCAUUCACUCCAAGACAACUUCAAACUUGGCCCAUUUGUUUUCAUGUUCCUUUAGCUUUUCUUUUACUUUUGAAAUAAUUGUUUCAAAUUUGAUAGUGUUCAUUGACAGUUUGAGCCAUUCUGCUAAAAAGGUUGACUGCUCCUCUUUCCAGUGCCUUUAAAUUACUAUUUUAGCUAUGCGAGUUAGUGACCUGAGCAUGGAAGAAUUUGGUGGAUUUUGACUGAUGAUCUUAACCUUUUUAAAAUAGUCAGUCACUUGGGUGAUUGAUAUUAUUGUACCAAUUGAGCGAGAUUUUGUAGGUUAGAUUAGAGAGUUGUACAGUCACAUGUACAGGGUUUCAGAUGUAAUUACAGGGUACAGUAUAUUUCUUGAGCUCCGAGCUCCAGCAAUGCAGGACGCUAUCUUCUGCCAUUGGCAUCUAUGUUGUGGUUCUCUCUCGUUCUCUCCCUUCCCCAGUCUGCUGGUGACCUCCAUGGGCCACAUCAAGUUGACAGACUUUGGGCUGUCCAAGGUGGGCCUGAUGAACAUGACCACUAACCUGUAUGAGGGACACAUAGAGAAGGAUGCCCGAGAGUUCUCUGAUAAACAGGUACAGUGAGUGGAGAUUGACAUUCUACCUACAGUAUAAGCCAAUCUUUCUUGCUCAUUUGUUUCUUUUGGUAAUUAAAACAAGAAAGUAGAGAGAACAUGACAACUAUGGUAUCCAGUCUGAACAAGGUUCGAAGUGUUCAGACUGUGGAUACCAACAGCUUUCAGGUUAUUAUUUUUCCUAUGUGACUAUGUCUAGCCUCAACCUUUCGCCAAAACAUACUACUAGUAUGAUGCGUCUAUACCUGUUUUCUUCUGUCUGUGUGUGCAGGUGUGUGGGACCCCAGAGUACAUUGCUCCAGAGGUGAUCCUGAGACAGGGCUAUGGGAAGCCAGUGGACUGGUGGGCUAUGGGCAUCAUCCUCUAUGAGUUCCUGGUCGGCUGCGUACCCUUCUUUGGAGACACACCAGAAGAACUGUUCGGGCAGGUCAUCAGCGGUCAGUCUAACUCACUUCUCUCUUUUUGAUUUGACAUAUGGGGCGAAUCCUAACUUCCAAUUAAGUUGAAUUUGCACUUAACAUUGACAUCAAUGCAUGACUAAGUAGGAGAAAAAUCUGCAGGCCUUAAUGGUAAUAUCUAACUAUUCAGUAUGGAAUUAGAUGGUGCCAAUCUUUCCGAUUCAUUUGGGAUUGAGGCAUGUAAUGCACAGAACAGAUGGUGUGGGGGUGUGGAUUCAGCUUGACAUGAGACAUACAUUUUUUCAAGUCUUUGAUAACUUUAUGAUUUAUGAUAGCUUACAGAGGACCUCGGUGUUCCCUCUAUCCUAUGUUAAUGAAUGUGGUGCCAUGACAGAUUUGGUGUGCUCUCCAUCAUGGCAGGCCAGAGGGACCCAGUGUUAAUUAAAGUGCUCUGAACACUGAGCUGAAUGCCACGCUGCUCAGGCCUGAGGGCCACCAUGCAUAUUCAUGCCUCAAUCCCAAAUUUGAUUAAAAUGGGGGCGACAUGGCACCAAAGAGACAUCCGUGGCAUGGCGCAGUCUAUACUGGUGGGCGUAUGCUGCUAUUUUUCAACUUUUGCGAACAGUCUACACUUGUCAAACAGACAUGAACACACAGACACAUGGAGAUACACACACAAAACAUGAAGACACAGAUAUUUUUUCAUCACAUACAGUGCCUUCAGAAAGAAAGUCACAUUUCCUUUGAUCAUCCUUGAGAUGUCACUACAACUUGAUUGGAGUCCACCUGUGGCCAAUUCAAUUGUUUGGAUGUGAUUUAGAAAGAAACACACCUGUCUAUAUAAGGUCCCACAGUUGACAGUGCAUGUCAGAGCAGAAACUAUACCAUAAAGUCCAAGGAACUGGCCGUAGAUCUCCAAAGUAUAAUUGUGAUGAGUCAUACUGUACCAGUCAAAAGUUUGGACACACCUACUCAUUCCAGGGUUUUUCUUUAUUUUGUACUAUUUUCUACAUUGUAGAAUAAUAGUGAAGACAUCAAAACUAUGAAAUAACUCUAUAAAGAAAAACCCUUGAAUGAGUAGGUAGGUCCAAACGUAUGACUGGUACUGUAUAUCUGGGGAAGAGUAUAAAACCAUUUCUGGAGUGUUGAAAGUUUCCAAGAGCACAGUGGUCUCCAUCAUUGGGAAAUGGAAAAGAUAUGGAACUACCCAGACUCUGCCUAGAGCUGGCAUCCGACCAAACUGAGCAACCGGGCAAGAAGAACCUUGGUCAGGGAAAGACUUGAAGAUUGCUGUUCACCACCGCUCCCCAUCUAACUUAACAGAGCUUGAGAAAAUUUGCAAGGAAGGAAGGAAGAAUGGGAGAAAAUCCCCAAAUCCAGAUGUGAAAAGUCAUACCCAAGACGACUUAAAGCUGUAAUCGCUGCCAAAGGUGCUUCUACAAAAUAUUGACUCAGGGGUGUGAAUACAUUUAGAUAUUUCUGUAUUUCAUUUUCAAUAAACAUUUUUAAAAAAUGUUUAAACAAAUUAAAUCACUUAGUAAUUAUGGGGUGUGUGAUGGUCGAGAAAUAUUAUCUAUUUAAUCAAUUUGGAAUUCAGGCUGCAACAAUUUGAAUAAGUUGAAGGGUAUGAAUACUUUCUAAAGGGACUGUAAUGAUUCUGUUUUUUCAGACCUGGAUAAUACAUAUUAUGUUGUUAAUAACUUCUAGCUAACUCCAUAUGUGUUGUCUAUGGGAUAUUGCUAACGGCUAGUCAAUUGUUUGCUUUGUGUAUGGGAUAUCGUUGCUAACUUCUAGCUAGCUCUGUAUGUGUUGUCUAUGGGAUAUUGCUAAGUACUAACUGAGUGUGUUGUUGGUUCCAAGAUGAGAUCACCUGGCCGGAAGGAGAGGACGCUCCCCCUGCCGACUCCCAGGAACUGAUCACCCUGUUACUCAGACAGAACCCUCUGGAGAGGAUGGGCACAGGUAGGCACAAGUUGUGCACAACACAUGCCACAUACAAAUACCUUUUUCACACUACCAAACCAAGCCAAGCUGUACUGGGCUGGUCUGGUUUCACAUCCACCAUAGUUGAUGGAAAAGUGCUGGAAAGGUCAAUGUGAAAAGAAAAAUUAGAGCCAGCAAAGUACGGUUCGGGUCGGCCCCAUAUUUAUGUGAAUCAGGCAAAAGAUUGGAUUUAUGUGGGCUACGUUUAGUUUGUUGAAACUCGGCACAUGAAAGGAAACGUUUUCUAUUAUUAGAGGUUGAAGGUGUUACCAGGGAGCAUUCUCUCCCCUCAGUUAAAACAGUCCAGGUACAGACAGGGGUUAUUGUCAUAACUCUCUGGGUGCCUUCUCAGCGCAGCCCAUUAUUUAAAGGUACAAGGUGGGACAAAUGGGAUCAAACAAAUGGGCGGAACAGUUUAUCACAAAACCCCACUGCCUCACCUUUUCCUUUCCUCAAUUACAAUAAUUCCUCCCGGGCCGCCUCAAAUGUCGACCCGGGCAAGGUCACGCAUCUUCAGCGUCUGCGAAUCAUAAACAUUGUCCCUGACCUGAGAUGAAGCCACGGGCUCCCCAGCGCGUCUCAAAUGACACCAUAUUUGCUAUAUAUCCCAUAGGGCUCUGGUCAAAAGUAGUGCACCAUAUAGGGAAUAGUGUGCCAUUUGGGAUGCAGGCUUUGUCUCCUGCAUAGCAGGUUAUGCACGACUGUAUUCAUCAGAGCCAAUCCACCGGUUGGGGUCAAACCAUUCAGCGGCGGCCCUCCAUCUCUUCCUCAAAGGUCACCGCCAGGAAAUUGCAAGGCAUAAUUAAUGGCCGGUGAUAUCACUUUUGGGUGCUGGCCAAUGAAAAAGAGAGGAUCAAACGUUAGCGUCUGCACUUCUUCCUUUUGUGUGGGGGCAGUGGCACUGCUGUCCAAUGUCAACCUUUGUCUUGGAUGAAGUGGAUGUGUGUGUGUGUGUUUUUGUAUGCGGGUGCUUGCAGUAGGCCUAUGUGUGCAAGAUAUCUGUGUCCAUCUCUGUGAGUCUGCAUGUGUAUGCGUGUGUGUACAGUGCAUUUGGAAAGUAUUCAGACUCCUUGACUUUUUUCCACAUUUUGUUACGUUACAACCUUAUUCUAAAAUUGAUUUUUUUUUUUUUACAUCCCUCAUCAAUCUACACACAAUACCCCAUAAUGACAAAGCAAAAACAGGUUUUUAGACAUUUCUGGGGGGGGGGGGAAUUAAAUAUAACAUUUACAUAAGUAUUCGGAUCCUUUACUCAGUACUUUGUUGAAGCACCUUUGGCAGCGAUUACAGCCUCAAGUCUUCUUGGGUAUGACGCUACAAGCGUGGCACACCUGGUCCCGUGUGGCUCAGUUGGUAGAGCAUGGCGCUUGCAACGCCAGGGUUGUGGGUUCGAUUCCCACGGGGGGCCAGAAUGUAGAAAGAAAUUUAUGAAAUGUAUGCACUCACUACUGUAAUUCGCUCUGGAUAAGAGUGUCUGCUAAAUGACUAAAAUGAAUAUGAAAAUGAUAUUUGGGGAGUUUAUCCCAUUCUUCUCUGCAAACCUCUCAAGCUCUGUCAGGUUGGAUGGGGAGCUUUGCUGCACAGCUAUUUUCAGGUCUCUCCAGAGAUGUUCGAUUGGGUUCAAGUCCUGGCUCUGGCUGGGCCACUCAAGGACAUUCAGAGACUUGUCCCGAAGCCACUCCUGCAUUAUCUUGGCUAUGUACUUAGGUUCGUUGUGCUGUUGGAAGGUGAACCUUCGCCUCAGUCUGAGGUCCUGAGCAGGUUUUCAUCUAGGAUCUCUCUGUACAUUGCUCCGUUCAUCUUUCCCUCGAUCCUGACUAGUUUCCCUUUCCCUGCCACUGAAAAACAUCCCCACAGCAUGACGCUGCCACCACCAUGCUUCACCGUAGGGAUGGUGCCAGGUUUCCUCCAGACGUGACGCUUGGCAUUCAGGCCAAAGCGUUCAAUCUUGUUUUCGUCAGACCAGAGAAAAUUGUUUUUUCAUGGUCUGAGAGUCUUUAGGUGCCUUUUGGCAAACUCCAAGCAUGCUGUCAUGUGCCUUUUACUGAGGAGUGGCUUCUGUCUGGCCGCUCCUUAAAGGCCUGAUUGGUGGAGUGCUGCAGAGAUGGUUGUCCUUCUGCAAGGUUCUCCCAUCUCCACAGAGGAACUCUGUAGUGCUGUCAGAGUGACCAUCGGGUUCUUGGUGACCUCCCUGACCAAGGCCCUUCUUCCCCGAUUGCUCAGUUUGGCCAGGCGGCCAGCUCUAGGAAGAGUCUUGGUGGUUCCAAACUUCUUCCAUUUAAGAAUGAUGGAGGCCACUAUGUUUUUGGGGACCUUCAAUGCUGCAGAAAUGUUUUGGUACCCUUCCCCAGAUCUGUGCUUCGACACAAUCCUGUCUCGGAGCUCUACGGACAAUUCCUUGAGAUUGAGAGGGGGUCAAAUACUUAUUUCCCUCAUUAAAAUGCAAAUAAUAAUGCGUUUUUCUGGAUUUUUUUGUUGUUAUUCUGUCUCUCACUGUUCAAAUAAACCUACCAUUAAAAUUAUAGACUGAUCAUUUCUUUGUCAGUGGGCAAACGUACAAAAUCAGCAGGGGAUCAAAUACUUUUUUCCCUCACUGUAUGUAUCUGUUCAUAAUGUGUAUGUCCAUUCAUCCUUAGGCGGUGCUUAUGAGGUGAAGCACCACCAGUUCUUCCACACUCUGGACUGGGACAGUCUGCUGAGACAGAAGGCUGAGUUCAUCCCUCAGCUGGAGUCAGAGGACGACACCAGCUACUUCGACAGUGAGUCUAGUCUACUUCCUGCUCUUAAAAUGUACAGUAAUCUAUACUAUAUAAUACAGCUACUUCGAAGGUGAAAGUUAGGUAGGAUAGUAAUUAAUGUUUUUUCCCCACAGCUCGAUCAGAUAGGUACCAUCACCUGGAGACGGAGGAAGAGGAGGAUACGAAUGAUGAAGACUUCAACGUGGAGCUACAACAGUUCUCCUCCUGCUCUCACAGAUUCUCCAAGGUGUGUUCUUUCUUUCUCUUUUUUUCUUUUUCUCUCUCUGUAUAUUUCUCUCUCUUUCUCUCACUCUAUUUUGCUGUCUCUCUCACUCUCUAGAUAAGUUACAAAGCCUUCACUCAAGGCAUUACUGCUUACACACUUCCAUAUCACUCCUUAUGAUAGAAAGCCAAUUGUGGAUCAAUUAAGAGCUAAUCAGGGCUGCCAGAUUAGCUCUUCAUUGCUCUAUCUGUAUGAAUAUUAUCCAAAUGCAUCAGAAUCUCUCAUGGCUUCACGUUGAAAAUAAAUUACUAUCCAGUCUUCUGAUUUUUUCAGACCAGUUAGUACAUACUAGCAACACGCAUAACCACCAAAACAGACAGGUAAAUUCGCCUAAAAUCUACAGUUUUAUAUAGAGCCAUAGCUGAAUGGAACUCUUUACCAAUCCAUAUUUCUCAGGCAAAAAGUAAAUCCACCUUCAAGAAAUAAAUAAAAGAACAUCUAAUGCGAUAGACCAUAUGACUGAACAGGAAAUAGAAAGCAUCAACUGAAUGUUGAAUGUGUUACCUGUCAGAUACUUUAAUUGUCUGUAUUGUCUACUUGUUAAAUGUUUGUAAAGUCUUAAUUUGUAAUUGUUUGUAAUGUCUUAUUAAUUGGUGUUGGACCCCAGGAAGAUUAGCUAACGUUACGGCGUUAGCUAAUGGGGAUCCUAAUAAAAAAAUCACAAAAUUCACCUUAAACAGAAAACAAAUGUAGUUCAAACCAAUAUCUGGAAUGCUUUCAAUAUAAACUCAACAUGUAAGAUUUCAUAUGGAACAGACUGCUUUGUUUGGUCCAUAAAACAUGCUAUGCGUCUUUCCCUCAACCCCCUACAGCAUGUAAUGUUCUGCUGCAAAUCAUAUCUAUUUUGGGAGAACGUAGAAGACAAUGCAAACACGUGUGCAUUGUUGUGCUGCAUUGCAGUAUGCUCUGCCUCUGAAAACAAUGUGCCUUCGAAGGCGGGAGAAUGGGUUUUUUCUGUGAUCCACCACGACCCUUUUGAGUUUUUGUUACCCACCAGUUUUGUAGUCUAACCAGUGGCUAACCAGUGGCUGCUGCCACUAUUUUGGAAUCACUGCCUGUUUUCUAUAGUAUCAAGGUCUGUCCCAACUUUUACCUAAUCAUACUAUGAAUGGAUAUAUUGAUGAUAGUGAUGUGUUUAGGUGUACAGUAGUCUUGUCCUCUAUGAGGACAGUCUGUAACGUCUCUGUCUGCCUGUCUGUCCCUGCAUGGUGUUCAGGUAUCUAACAGUUUGUCUGUGUCUGUCUCUCUGUCUAUCUGUGUGGUGUGUAGGUGUACAGCAGCUUGGACCUGUCCCGUGGCCAACUGGAGGAGAAGGGUGAGAUGGAGGAGAAGAAGAAUGAGAGCCCUCUGACUGUAGACUCUCUGAGCUGGACCCCAGAGUUCACUGAAAUGUACGUUCCACAACAUCCCUUCUGUUACACUAAAACUCUGGUUAAUGACCAUCUAUUGUUUUCACACACCUUUGGUACACUAUUAAUUCAGUUCCCCCACCAUUACACUUGCAAGGGUCUCAGAAUACCUUAAGACAAAGAUGGCAAUGCAUAACCGUCUUAUAUUAACCCAAUUCGUCAGUACAAUAAUUAUAAUACAGUAAGCUAGUAUGUUUUUAAUGUUCUUUUUCUGAGGGUGGUUGAUAUUUACCCAAUUCCAUUUUCUCCCCCCAGGCACUCCCUGUCCCGAUCCUCGGACACAGAGAGCACUAGCAUGGGCCUUCGCCCCCCCCGCCUUCUCCCCAAGUUCGCUAUCUCGGCCGAGGCAGAGGACGGAGUUGAGGAGUCCAUGGUCCUGGGGGACCCCAGCAAGGUGGCCUUCUCCAUCGGAGAGGACGAGGUUGACGCAACCACCCCCGGGAGCACCCACAGCGGGGCUACUCUCUCUGGUAUGGAGGCCUGGGCCUGGAGCACUGGUUAGAGCUGAUAGAAGAUAUAGGGAUAAUGCUAGAUAUAGGCAUCAUGUUGGGUGUUUAAGACUGUGGUUCAACUGAUAUUCAAGAGCAAAAAAGUAAUGAUAUGGGUAUCACAUGGCACUGUGUUCAAUGUUUUUAAUGUGCUUGACUGUAACAAAAGAAAUAUGGAACAUUUCUGACAUAAUUGUACCUGUUCUUCUUUGGUCAGUAGGUAGUUUCUCGGAGCACCUGGACCUGCUUCCUUCCAGGGGUGAGGGCGUAGACAGCCCUGACUCCUCCUCCAAGACUCCCAUGGACCUGGGAGGGAAGCAUGGCAUCCUGCAGCCCGAUGGACAUGGGGAUAAGCAUGGUGGUGUUGCCAAAGUCCCCAAGUCUGUCUCAGCAAGUGCCCUCUCCCUCAUGAUCCCUGGAGGUGAGAGGAUACACACACACACUACCCCUGUGAUCUCUAGCAUUUCGAUUUAGAGGAGGACAGGAUGAGAAGUAAGAGCUAGAACAGAAUUAGAAUUAGAGCGAUGGAUUUCAAGAGAGACAUUAAAGAUGCCGAGAUGAAAGAUCUGUGUGAAAUUGGCACGGCUCCUGCUGGGAUGAGGCUCCAGUUUAUGAAGUGGCUGUGAGCGCAGUAGCCCAGAAGAGAAGCCUCUAACUGGGGUGGUGAGCUGAGAGAGAGGCCUCUCCACUGCUGGGAGGUGGGUAAAUCCCUUAGGUCUCACAGUGAUUCCUGGCUCCCAGGCUUUAUAGGAACAGCUGGCUACUGAGGGGAGAGCUACUGGAAGACAGGUCAAUAGAAAUGACAGUAGCGGUCUUUGUAUGUGUGUGUCUGUGUUUUCACCUUUAAAUGAACCUAUUUUGGUUUGAAGAAUUAGAGAAUUCACUCUACAAAAUUAGGAUAAAAAUGGAUGGUGUGCUAUUCAAAAACGUAUAUGGCAGCACUUAUUUUGCUUUAACACUAUCUGGCAGAUUCCCAGAUUAGUCCCUUGAUUGUAUCUCAAUGACCACAUUAUUUCCCGUAGUAAAAUGUCCUUCAUUAAUGUGCCUCUCAUAUGGUUACAGAUAUCAUUAGAAAUGUCUUUCUCAUUCUUCCAGAUACCUUAAACGCACGCCUGCUUUGUGAUAUUUACAGCCGUUUUAAAUCAUUUAAAAUACUGAUAUUUAUUUUUCCGUCUUAUUGUUCCAGAUAUCUUCGGGGUGUCCCCUCUGGCCAGCCCCAUAUCCCCCUACUCCCUCUCCUCGGACCCCUCCUCUCGUGACUCUUCCCCCAGCCGAGACUCCUCCCUCUGCGUCAUCUGCCCUCGGCAGCCAAUCAUCAUCCACAGCUCGGGGAAGAAGUUUGGCUUUACGAUGCGGGCUAUCCCGGUGUACGCCUGCGACCGUGAUGUCUACACUGUCUACCACACGGUCUUGGUAAGAACAAACACAGUCAAAUAGCUAAUGAAGUACCGGUAAUAAAGUACAUUUCUGUUGAUGGUCACUUUCAUCUACGUUAUUGAAUAAUACAUCUAGUGGCUGGAUUCAAUUAAACCUGAGAAACAAUGUUUUGUUUUUGUACUGCAAUAAGGUCUCAUUAUUGAGUGAUGAUAGAUACAGUAGCUAACAGUGUGUUUCUGUGUGUUGUUUAGAAUGUGGAGGAACCGGGUCCGGCCCACAAGGCUGGGCUGAAAGCUGGUGACCUCAUCACUCAUGUGAAUGGCGAGCCGGUCCACGGCCUGGUCCACACCGAGGUGGUGGAACUGCUGCUGAAGGUCAGAGAACCAUUGGCUAUAAAUAAAAUGUAUAAAGCUUUCAUCAGAUAUACUGUAACUGCUAGUAACAAUUGUCCACAAAGGGUAAUGACGUAAUCGUAUAAGCAUAAGGUAUAUGUUAAGGGUAUUUCUAGUUUGUAACUUGAUAUUCUCAUGAUGGAGUUCAUAUCUCACUGUUUAUCUACCAGUAAUUUAAUUUACAGUAGUCCAGCCCACUAUUUUUAUUUCCAACCCUGUUUCUAACGUAAUACUCUCACAAUGGAGCUAAUUCAUUUUGGGCCAGUUUAUCUUAUGUAUCUGUGUAUCUGCUUCCUUUCCAGAGUGGAAGUAAGGUGGCAAUCUCCACCACUCCAUUUGAGAACACCUCCAUCAAAACAGGGCCUGCCAGGAGGAACAACUGCAGGAGCAAGAUGAUCCGACGCACCAAGAAGCCCAAGAAGGAGAAGACACAAGAAAGGCAAGAAUUUCAUGUUUGGUUUUGUUGUUUUCUAUAUGAGAAACCAUUUCAUUAUUAAAUAUGAACUAAUUAACUAGAUCUAGGUCUCUGUACAGUGUGCUCUGUAGAGGUCACGAGUAAACUUGUACAGCAAGUGUUCAGGUUUUGUCAUAUACAGAAUAACCACAGGGUGUAGCUGUGGCUCCUUACAACAGUGCUAAAACUCCCUCUGUCACUACUAGACAAUGGUAACUCAUCACUACUGUCAGUCAAGUUUUUCAUUACAAAGAUCUCACUGUGGCUUUCAUUUUUGAUUGACUGAAUGGUUUUAUUGGUUACUCAAGAACAUAUACAUUGUAAUACCACCAUUUAAGAACAAUGAUCAUAGAUGUCACAACAACACUACACAUUAUCUAUUUUCUACCUUGAACAAAAUUUACAUUAUCUAUGGAACAUUCUUUCUUGGCCCUAUAGUGGUGGACUGAUUUGGUGUCUUCUCUCUUCUAUAUUUCUGCUCUUUGCCAGAAUGCAUAUAGUUAUAACACAAUUUUAAGGAUUGUUUUCUUAGAUUAGACUCUCCAGAGUCUAGACCACAAAUAUAAUAUAGUGAGUGUCUGGGCCUCAUACUGGUAGACUGACCUUGCCUUCUCUCCUCUCUCUCUCCAGGCGGCGGUCUGUGUUCAGGCGUUUUGCCAUGCAGCCCUCCCCUCUGCUGCAGACCAGCCGUAGUUUCUCCUCUCUCAACCGCUCCCUGUCCUCUGGGGAGAGUCUCCCAGGGUCCCCUACCCACAGCCUGUCCCCCCGCUCCCCCACCGCAGCCUUCCGACCCACCCCUGACUUCAACCAGUCAGGUGAAAUAGACUGUCAAUCAUUCAUAUUUUAUGGAAUAAAUUAAAUGUACACAAUAAAAUACAUUUUAGAAUUGAUCAGUGUUUAUCAGUAAAACAAUCAAUGUUUCUUAAAUUAAGAUCAAUGUACAAUAUUUACCACUAUAAAAUAUUACUAGUUGAAUAACGUCCUUCCCUCUGUGUUUCCAGGUGGCAACUCCUCUCAGAGUAGCUCCCCGAGCUCCAGCGCUCCAAACUCCCCCGCAGGCUCCGGCCACAUCCGUCCCUGCACCCUCCACGGCCUGGGCCCCAAACUGACUGGCCAGAGGCUCCGACAGGGCCGUCGCAAAUCCGCCGGCAGCAUUCCCCUCUCCCCGCUGGCCCGCACCCCAUCCCCGACCCCCCAGCCCACCUCCCCGCCUGGCUCACCCUCUCCUUUACUCAGCCAUGGGUCCAUGGGGAUCUCCAAGACCACCCAGGCCUUCCCAGUCAAGAUGCACUCACCCCCCACCAUUGUCCGCCACAUGGUACGGCCCAAGAGCGCGGAACCGCCCCGCUCUCCGCUCCUCCAGCGGGUGCAGUCAGAGGAGAAGCUGUCACCCUCCUACACGGGCGACAAGAAGCACCUGUGUUCCAGGAAGCACAGCCUGGAGGUGACCCAGGAAGAGGCCCUGGGAGAGGAGGUGCGGCCUGGAGACAUGGACCACCACACCCUGCAGAGUGUGGAGGAGACGCCCUGCGAGCCUCCGGCCAUCACCCGGGUCCGGCCGGCUGAGCAGGGCUGCCUCAAGAGACCCGCUGGUCGCAAGAUGGGUCGGCAGGAGUCUAUGGAGGAGCUGGACAAGGAGAAACUGAAAGCCAAGGGGGUGAUGAAGAAACAGGACUGGUCAGAGAGGCGAGAAUCCCUGCAGAAGCAGGACGCUCUACAGGAGUCUGAUACAUCUGGUACAGAAGGAGGAAGAAGCCAGGGCAGAAGCCAAGGCUCAGAGACAGUCUCACUGGAAGGCAAAGCUGCCGGCUCCACCCUAAAAGAUGUCCUGUAUAAGAAGCUGAACACGCGCGCCUGUGAGGGCACCCCCGAACCACUAGGGGGCAAUAGCGCUGACUCGCCUCUGUGCUCUGUCCAUCCUGACUGGAGCCCCCAGAAGGCUGAGUGGCAGCUGUCCAGGCAGAGCAAAGAUGGCGGUAAGCCAGACAGGCUUGACUUCAAGGCCCCCAACAUGGAAUUUGCCCGGAAGAGGCAGUCGUUCGAGGAGCGAGAAGAUGGCAUGUGUCGACUCUCUCCCGGCAUUCAUGAGAGCCUCCAUUUUGGCUCCAUCCGGUCCAAGAGUCUCCAGCUGGACUCAGCGCUGGCUCUAGACCACAUCAAAGGUACCAUGGGCAGCGUCCACUCCAGCCCUGAGGGCCUGAACCCAAAGAUGUUCUCUGGGAGGGGGGAGGGAAGUGCUGUGGAGAAACUCCAGCUCAUCUCCUCCAAUGAAGGCUCCCUCAGGAAGACCUCCUCGGAGUACAAGCUGGAGGGGCGUCUGGUCUCCUCACUCAAACCCCUGGAGGGCACCCUGGACAUUGGCCUGCUCUCCGGGCCAAGGGUGUCUAAAACAGACACCUGCCUCUCCAAGAUGGCCGACAGUGAUGGCGGCUCAAUAGGGAUGCCCACGUGGCUGCAAAGCCCAGUUGAGCGGCAGGUGUUGAUUCCCUUGCUCAAACCCUCUGACAAGCAGAAGAGCCCCCCCACCAGUAUACUAAGCGCUGGAGCUGUUGUGGUCCUCAGCAGUCCAGUUCCCGCCAAAGAAGAGGCUAGUAUUUCCAACACUGGGCUUAAAUGCAGUAGCAGAGGUGAGAAGCCACACAACAGACCUAGUCACAGUGAACCCCCAACGGCUCCCUCCAAGGCAGAGGUCUCCGACUUUGGUGGGAAACAAGAGAGCAGGUCCAGUAUGAUAGCUCACGAUCAUAGGACAUCCCGCCACAGCGCCCACUUCUCCCACUGUGGGAAGACGCCCUCCAUACGGGAGGUCAGCAAUGAAGACCAGGAGGAGGAGGUGGAGCCACCUCAAGAGACCUCAGCUCCCGCACAGCAAAUCAACAUGGACAUCUCCAAGACAUCCAAUACAGUUAUCGCCGCAAAGCUAGGGAGUCCCAAAAAGACUACAGCAUCUGUCCCUGCCUCAAAGGUGGAGGUUCAAACAACUGCCUCUAAUGUAGCUGUACCAGUGAGGCAAAGUUCAGAUUGUCAGACAGGGCCUAGUUACCUGCAGAGCAUUGAGAAACAAGGACCAGCUGAGAAUACAGGUAGUAUCACUACAUUUGUACAAUAUAUUUUAGAGCAGACUCCAUACCUGUCAAAGCAGCAGAUGGUAUACAGCAGUCCCUCGACAGAGACCACAACACAAACGUCCAUCCCUGCGCCAAUCUCUAGUCUUGGAGGUAUGAACCUAACCAGUGGUCAAGCGUCUCAAAGACGGCACAGCACGGAGAAAACCCAAAAUCCGGACAAGGUUCAAAGCAACAGGCCAGUUCCAAACAAUGCCAAUGAACCUGCCAGUGUGUCUGCUGUUGAGGAGCUCAAAACUGCAAAUGCAGGAAGAGAUAAAAUGACCGAAGUCAGAGAGACAAGUCCUAAAGUGGAUGUAAAAUGUGGCUUGUCUAAAUACAUUUUGGACAAUGCAACUGCUAAAACAGAAGCAACACAGACGUGUGAUCAAAGAAAAUAUGCUUGUACCAUUAGCAGUCUUGUAGCGAUUAGUAGUGUAGCAAAGCAAAGUAGAGAAGAUCCCACUUCACCAAAGAUGAAGGGUAGCAAUGCAAAGACUGGAGAGCGAGAGCAGUCAUCUUUAACAAAUCGAUCUGCUGAGAAGGCUUGGGUCAAAGGGGCUCUUGAGGCAGAAAUACCAGUCUCUAAAAAGCAAACUGUUGAUGUAAAUAUCAAAGAGACAAGUCCUGUGCGGACAGUGAAACAGUCACCACCAAGUCCCGCUUCAACAAAACAAAUGAUUUUCAAUCCCAAAACUAAGCCAAGAUCUGACUCACCACUUGCUUCACAAACUGUUGGGAAGACAGAGGAGGAGAGGGGGAGGUAUGAAGCGAAAACUCCUGCCACAGCCCCAGUCGUCAAAGUAAGCCUGGAUUCAAAACUGCGAGAGUCAUCUCAGAAAACCCCAGUCUCAAUGGUCAAAGAAAUCCCAGACUCAAAGCAGAAAGAACCCCUACACAAAACCUCAGUCCAAAGCCAUGUCAAAGAAAGUUCAGACUCCAAACUAAAGGAAUCUUUGUCACAAACUCCUGCCCCAACUCCAGUUGUCAGACAAACCUCUGCUGACCCAAAAAAGAAACAGAAAGAACCAGAACCCCACACCUUUGCCCCAACCCCAGCCCAAUUCAUCAAAGAUAACCUGGACUCAAAACAGAAAUCACCCCCUCAGAAAACCUCUAUCUCAACCUCAAUCAACUCAAAACAAAAGGAAAUCACUACUUCAACAGUUGUCAGACAAAUCAUAGACUCAAAACAGAAAUCACCCCCUCACAAAACCCUUGCCCCAACCGCAACCCCUGUCAUGAAAGAGCCAGCACCUGUCUUUGCUGCAACCCGACAAAGCCAGAAAGAGCCUCCGACCUGGGCCAGUGCUCCCUCCCAGUCCACCCCUGUACCAGUGCUGCUAGCCCCAGCAGUGAGAAGAGAAGCACACCUACCCAACGGUGGAGCUCUCUCAAGCAGGGCCAGCGGCAGUACUGGACAGGAGGCUGUGGUCCAGACCUCCAGGGAGGACCAGGGGAAGCCGAGGGUAGAGGCCCCCAGGUCAGAAGGCCUUAGGUUGGACUCUCAUAGGGGCCUGGGUGGGGUGGAUGCCACAGGGCCAGCAGCCACCACCCCCAGCAACAGCACCCCCCAGGCCAAACACAGCACAGCUGAACCCAGGGUCACUAACUCUGACAAACAGGUAGCCACCAGCCGAAAAGAACAGGCUGACAAGAAGAAAGGGGAAUCUGCUCAAGAGGUAGCGUCUGCACAGAAAAACACCAAGAGAGAGACUUCAAGAGUGGCUGCUGCAGGAAAAGAUGGCACAGGUUCAGACAAAGACUCGGCUCGACACAAGCAAACCAAGGAGUUGCCACGUGGCCCCGCAAACAGAAAG
Molecule: messenger RNA, 32410 nt
Organism: Coregonus sp. 'balchen'
Lineage: Eukaryota; Metazoa; Chordata; Actinopteri; Salmoniformes; Salmonidae
Source: the annotation of a GenBank genome assembly